Messenger RNA from Suillus discolor, 516 nucleotides. RefSeq lists its product as uncharacterized. The record is from RefSeq and is a predicted model, not a curated record. Bases 1 to 516 code for a protein of 171 amino acids. NCBI's taxonomy places the organism in Eukaryota, Fungi, Basidiomycota, Agaricomycetes, Boletales, Suillaceae. The transcript has 2 exons.
AUGCACCUCCUCAUCAACAGACAGACACUCAAAGGCCUUGAUCUUGACUCUAUCAUCCGACGUAAUCUUCUCUUUGACGCUGGUCUCCAGUUUCGUCCUACAUCUGGUCGACAUAAACACGAUCUAUCCGAUAAAUAUUGGUCCGGUAUUGCACAAGAACUCCAAACAGGCUGCACCUACGUUUCCUUUUAUCUUCAAUGGAAACCCCAUGACCUCCUCCGUUUGCGCCCAAGGCCUUAUACCACGAGUACCCAGCCUCACCUAAUGCUCCCCUCUCCGAGCACCCACACUUCGCAUGCCCUCCCACAUCCGUCACCUUCUCACAGAAUUUUUCUCGAAGUAUUACUCUUUGUCACACAACCCCUUACAAGUAUACUACUAUGCGGCACCUAUGCCAAUCCUGCAACCCUCCAGAUGCAAAUUGAGCAACACACAGCUCCGGCUGCUCAUCUCAGAUCCCUCUUUGAUCUGGAGCUUAUUCAGCAAGAGCUUCACCACCAACUCUUCGAUCCAUAA